AUGUCAAACUUUGUUCAGGAAUUUGAAGAAGAUGAACAGUUUCAAAGCACUGUCAUCUCACAGUCGUCUAAUGAAAGUCCUAAUCCUCUUGAACAUGAUCCAGAUGCGGAGGUUGUAGCAUUAUCUCCAAGGAGUCUAAUGGCAACCAACAGGUACAUCUGUGAAGUCUGUCAUAAAGGAUUUCAAAGAGAUCAGAACCUUCAGCUCCAUAGGAGAGGACAUAACUUGCCUUGGAAACUGAAGCAAAGAACAAAUACGCAGGUGAAGAAAAGGGUUUACGUAUGUCCUGAGCCAAAUUGUGUGCAUCAUGAUCCAAGCCGGGCUCUAGGUGACUUGACUGGCAUUAAGAAGCACUUCUGCAGGAAGCAUGGAGAAAAGAAAUGGAAGUGUGAUAAGUGCUCCAAGCGAUAUGCUGUUCAAUCAGACUGGAAGGCACAUACAAAGAUCUGUGGCACCCGAGAAUAUCGCUGUCAUUGUGGCACAAUUUUUUCGAGGAAGGAUAGCUUCGUCACACACAGAGCCUUCUGUGAUGCAUUAACAGAGGAAAAUUACAAGGUGAACCAGAACCUUGCCCCCAUAGGAGGAAUUUUGCAAAGACAGGCACAAGAGCUGUUCUCUUCAUCAAUGCCCUGCUCUGAUUCAUGCUCCAACGCAAACACGAUGAUGAAUCUGUCAAUUUCGAAUGAGAACAUGAACAAUUCACUGAGGCCAUUAUGUUUGAAUUUGGCUGGAUUCAUGAUGCCUAGCAAUUUAGAUCAAAAUUUCAAUCCAAGAACAUCACCGGCAUCUACUCUUGCAAUUGGUUCUGCUUAUACAUCUGCCACAGCCUUGUUACAAAAAGCUGCAGAAAUGGGCGCUAAGAUCGGUGAUAAUACAAUCGCCCCAAUACUACUCAGAAGUUUUACUGGAUAUUCAACCAGCAACAUGAACUCAUCUGGGUCUGUCCAAGAAGGUUGCUCCAUGGUUGGUAGUAACACAGCAACGAAUGCCGCAAGCAUCGAUGGUUUCUACAUGGGAGAAGAAACAUAUGACAAAAAUUUGGAGUCAGGGGAUCCUAGAUCUCACCAUACUCUUGAUCCAACUGCGUUGUUCGAUUCUCAUUUUCUGCACUCAGAGAAUGGGAAUGCUUCAAAUCUGUUGGGAGAACUGUACGUGGAAGGAGGCGAAAAAUUGACAGUUGAUUUCUUAGGUGUGGAACCACCAGGACAUCAGAGUGCCGGCAAGAAGCUUUGACCGAAACGUAAUGAACUUGGUGUACUCCGAUGCGCAGCGAAGCCCGAACAAUUUGCGUUCAAACUGGUGAACAACCGAUCUGAUUCCAGUUUUAAGUUGUUAGUGAUGUCGUAAUAAUUACACUGCUUGUUCCAGAAAGAGAAAACUGUUCCCAUUUCAAUUUUGGUUUAACAGAAUCGGAACGAAUCAAUCAUGCUAAUAAGAUUUAGGAGCGGAGUGAAUGAUGUACUGCAUGGUUGCUGCUAAUUUUGUUUUAACUAGUGAUUUUCAGAGUUUCAACUCCCCACGAUGGCAAAUUUUUUCCGUAAUACAUCCAUAAUCACAUGAUUUGCAACUUCAUCAUUAAAAAAAAUGUUGGAAUAGGACCCCUUUUUAAAAUAAAUAAAUAAACAACUUAUUCAUGUUCGCGC
Messenger RNA from Durio zibethinus, 1643 nucleotides. The record is from RefSeq and is a predicted model, not a curated record. NCBI's taxonomy places the organism in Eukaryota, Viridiplantae, Streptophyta, Magnoliopsida, Malvales, Malvaceae.